AUGUGGCGACGCCUAUCCCGCCUGCGUCAGCGCGGCGCUCACGGCACCGACGACUGGCUCGAGGACUUCUUGCACCUCAGCAAGCAGCAGACGCUGCUCCGCUUCGACACGGCGGGCUGGCGCGACCGGUGGUCCCUCCACUGCGACGCCGAGUACGGCGGCAGCUCGACCGUCGAGCUGCAGCAGGGCGAGGCUGAGGGCGAGGGCACCGCCCGCUUUGCCGGCCAAACGGUGACAGAGAUAGACAGCGAUAACUCGUCAGUCAGCCCAGAGACGGGUAAGCGAGCGGUGUACGCGGGCUGGGCCGCGAUGCGGACGGACGUCGAGGGCGACGGCUGGGACCUCAAGGACUUCCACGGGAUCCGGCUGCGGGUGCGGCCGGACGGGCGCGGCUACAUGCUCAACCUGCGGACGGUGGGCAUCCUCGGCGGGGAGGACGUCGACAUCUACCAGGCGCGCAUGCCUCCGUCUCCGGUCCUGGGCGACUGGUGCGAGCUGCGCCUCCCCUUCUCCGCCUUCGUGCUCACCUCCCGCGGCUACGUGCAGCACAGCCAGGCGAUGAACCUCGAGACGCUCAAGGAGGUCGGCCUGCUCGUCGCAGACAAGCAGACGGCGCCCUUUGAGCUCGAGAUCGCCGAGGUCGAGGCGUUUCGCUUCGAGGACGAGGAGGCGCAGCCCCCCCGCCCGCGCAGCGCUUAG
Emiliania huxleyi CCMP1516 is the source of this 699-nucleotide messenger RNA. Its product is annotated as complex I intermediate-associated protein 30. Gene Ontology annotation, biological process: mitochondrial respiratory chain complex I assembly; mitochondrial electron transport, NADH to ubiquinone. The coding region runs from base 1 to 699 and encodes 232 amino acids. The transcript has a single exon. The record is from RefSeq and is a predicted model, not a curated record. Gene Ontology annotation, cellular component: mitochondrion. Lineage: Eukaryota; Haptophyta; Isochrysidales; Noelaerhabdaceae.